CAGGAACUAGAGAAUUCUGUGGUAUCAUAAAAUGACGCCUGUUAUUGUUCGAAUACUAAAAUGCAUUCUGGCGCUCUCUUCUUUGAAAGCAAGCAACUUGAAGACUGCGACUCCCUCAGCACACACACACACACACACGAGCACAGACACACAGCCCCAGCAUGCGUCCCGCGACAGAGCAGCCGAAAAGCCGCUCCCAACCAGCGCUGCCCGGCGCGGCCCCCGGGCCCAAGAGGAGGAAGAGGAGGCCCGGCGGGGGCCGGCCGAAGAGGAGGAAGAACGAGGGCGGGGCGGGGGCCACGGAGCGGUCAGAGGAAGCGCAGGCGCCACCGGAAGCCCCGCCCACCUCGCGGCGCGUCCCCUUCAGAAGCGUCCUGGAGGCGGAGGCCAUGUUGGCGUUUGGCGAGCGGCAGGCCCCGUCCCCCCCGGCCCGGCCGCUAACCUGUCAGAGCGCUGAGGUGCCGCGCCCCCCAGGCGCACCUCACCUCGGCUUCCUGCCUCAGAUUGACAGGUGGCUCCACGCCGCCCUGCAGGACGCCGGCGCCUACUACCAGCGCCAGAGAUACGCCACGGCGGCCGCCCGCUACAGCGCCGCGCUGGAGCUCUGCUCCAAAGGUGCAGUUCUGGGAAGAGCCUUUGAUGCUGAUUAUGAAGACAUCUCCAAGGUUACCAGCUUCAUCCAAUCAAAGCUGGUCACCUGUUACCUGCGAAUGAAGAGGCCCGACCUGGCUCUUACCCACUCUCACAGGAGUAUCUAUCUGAACCCCAUCCAUUACCGGAACCACUUCCGGCAGGCGGUGGUGUACAGGCUGCUGGGGCGUCCGCGCGAGGCAGCCAGGAGCGCCAUGACUGCUGACUUUGUGUACUGGCUGAGUGGCGGGUCGGAGCGGAGUGUGAGCGGCGUGAUCAAGCGCUAUUGGCAGGCGAUGCUGGAGCAGGCCGCCGCCCGGGAGGACAGGUUCUCCGUCAUGUACACCCCCUGCCAGGCAGCCCCCACCGAGGAGGGAAUCGAGAAGAUGAUGGAGGCCUUCCGGAAGAAGCACCCCGCGUUCACGCAGUACCUGUUCACAGACCCCAGCGGGGGCCACCUCCUGCCCCAGACGACCGACUGGACAGGCCCCCCCUCCCAGCGGUAUGCCCUGACCCUGGGGUUCAGGAGGCAGGAGGACGGGAACUUCCUGGACAAGCUGCUCACCAGGAAGUACCCCAUUUUUACAGGAAGCAGGGCUCCGUUCGCGCCCCUGACCGUGGAGGACCUCCAGGGGAUGACGGACAGCUUGGAGAGCAGGAUUCUGCCCGUGUUAGACUUUCUCAAGUGCACCAAGCUCGCAGUGGGUAUACCACACCCCGCCUUCUCUGAGCCCCUGCUGGAGGUUUCGGCUACAGAACGCACUGGGGUGGGGGGGGUGGGGGUGGGGGUGGGGGGGAUAAGAGACGGAUGGUGUCCCCAGACAGAGCAGGGAGGUGUCACUGCCCCCCCCCCCAUCCGUACUAACCGCGGUCAGGCCCGCAGCCCCCCCAGGACCGGCGCUCUCAAACGGCGCCGCAUAGCGCACACUUCCUGCACUUCCCCCACCGCCUCUACUGCCCCCUACCUGUGGCCUGGGCCACUGCACCCAGAGAAUGAGCGAGACAGACAGGUGGGCGUGUCCGCAGGCUCGGGGCUGCUGGAGAGGCUGCAGCGGGCGGAGUACCUGGGCCGCCUGCAGCGCACCACAGAGCAAACGCUGGCCCUGCACCAAGCGCUGGCCGAGCUCGCCGUCGCCCCCUACCUGCAGGACCUCAGCCCUGCAGACUCCCAGCUGCUGCAGUCUCUAAUGGCGGACAGCAUGGACGCCCUGGAAGGAGGACGGACAGAUAAAGAACGAGUGUGGAGCGAAAUGCAGAAGGUGGGGCUUCUGGAGGAGCUGGUGUACGAGCAGGAGGAGAGCUUCCUGAGGGACAAAGCCGCGAGGGGGGGCCAGAGGAAGCCUAAGGCCGCCAGGAAGCCCCGGGGCAGGAAAAGAAUCCCCCCCCGCACUCACCCCGCCCGGGCGUGACGACCGGGGCGGCUACAGAACCUCUGCACCUUAACCAGCCGUCCCAGGACUGGAGUUCUGCUGCAGUCCCAGCUACACGGAUACCCAGAGGCUCUUUCACACCCCCGCCCUACUGUACCCAUCAGAGGGGGUUUACAGCGCUGAGCCCAGUGUGUGUGUGUGUGUGUGUGUGUGAGAGAGAGCGAGACAGUGUGUGUGUGUGUGUGUGUGUGUGUGUGAGUGAGAGAGAGCGAGACAGUGUGUGUGUGUGUGCUGUGAGAGAGAGAGAGAGCGAGACAGUGUGUGUGUCUGCGUGCACAUGUGCAUGCGUGUGUGCACGUGUGUGUGCGCGAGAGAGAGAUUGUGUGCGUGUGUAUGAGAAUGCAUGUGUGUGAAUGUGUGCAUGUUUGCGUGUGUGCAAGAAAGUGUGUGUGUAUGAUGUGUGUGUGUGUGCAAAAAUGUGUGUGAGUGUGUGUUGCAUUAAUGCUUGUUUGUUCCAGUUAAUGCAAAGCAGACCUAGUUUGUAAACAAACAAAAGAAAAAAGACACUCUCAGUGUGCAUGUGCAUCCUAAUAACGUGCCUGACUCCAGCUCGUGCAUCUCA
Anguilla rostrata (American eel) is the source of this 2622-nucleotide messenger RNA. Its product is annotated as spermatogenesis-associated protein 16-like. Bases 162 to 2039 code for a protein of 625 amino acids. The transcript has 12 exons. Gene Ontology annotation, cellular component: Golgi apparatus. Gene Ontology annotation, biological process: spermatogenesis. NCBI's taxonomy places the organism in Eukaryota, Metazoa, Chordata, Actinopteri, Anguilliformes, Anguillidae. The record is from RefSeq and is a predicted model, not a curated record. Gene Ontology annotation, molecular function: protein binding.